AAAAAUAAAAGAAAAGGAUAAAAUUGAAGAGGAAAUGACACCAAAUCGUUGUAUCACAAUGGCUAAUAGGGACUUUUGGCGUAUGUAGGUCACGGUUCAAUGUGGCGUACGUGAAACACGUGAAUUUUUUUUGCAUGCGAGUGUUUGUGCCGCCGCUAAACUCGGGUUUUUAUCGAAUUUUGUUGUACGGCUCCUUUUUUUGCGCUUUAAAAAAAUCAAUCGAGACGAUAAAAUGCAUGAAACCCCUCCAAACCAUUUUUAUUUUUGAACGGAUGGCAUUUUACCGCCAUAAUAUCAGAUGUUGAUAGUUCCCGAAUGUAUUUAUUUCUUAGAUGUGUCCGAGACUCCGACUGGCCGAUUCUUGCGAGUGUAGCAAUUGAUUUGGUGAAUCGAGUAAUGAAUAUAGUAUUUUUUAAGUAAACUUUCGGCGCGACUCAGUUAAUAACGCCAUACUCCUAAAUCAAGCGUUCUGGCUUCUUUUUCUCAGUCAGUGUCAAUAGACGUAGGCAUAAAACUGGAAAAUUUCCGAUUUCGUUAUUUAAUAAUUUCACGUAGUAAAUAUUUUGAUGUUUUACCGAAUGCGCGUACCAGGGUCCCAAUGCAUUUUAUUAUGUGUCUGAAUGCAUUGGAUAAACUGGCUUUGUAACAUCGAUGUGUUCUGGAGAUGGUGUGUAAAGAGGAAUUUAUAGCAUGGUUUAAGGACCUGGAUAGUUAUAAACGGAUAGAUAUUUUUUGUGAACUAAUAAAUAUGUGCGUUCCAUUUGAACUGAGGUUCGUUGGUAGUUAUUUAGAAGAAAUAGGAAAGUACAGCUACCAGGAGCUCAAGCAGCAAGCAUUCUUCGCCAACGACCUGGAGAAGCUCGACAAAGAUUUGAUGUUUAAAAAUCAAACGCUGUUUGAGGAGGCUGUGCGUCAUCGAGUGCUUUUGAACAUUUCUCUUUUGAAAUCUAGAAAUUAUAACGUCGCGAACUGGUACUGUAAAAAGUUCUUAAGGACAGACUACAUUGAGGAGUUAGUUUCGAAAGAGAAAGACGAUAUGGUGCAAAAUGAACUUUUGUUGUUGUUUACUAUGGCCUCGCGGCAUCCAGCAUUUACUUUUGACCAAAAAGAGUUUUUUAGUCGGAUACUCGUCCAGCUUUGCGACAUAAGGGACAAUCGCUUUAAAUCCGCCCCUUAUAGUUAUCCCCCCGGAUUCGGAUAUCCCACCCUCCAAAGAAAGAGCUUGCCGCCAGAGAACACGGUGCCGGCGACUUUUCCGAUGCACCCGCCAGGCAUGCCCCAAUUGGAGUUCGUCUCCCCGCUGAGAACGUGGCCGGGCAUAGUGUGCGGAGCACCCGAAGUGCCCCCAUUUCCACAGUCUCGCCAACCGCCCCCGCCGAACUCGUCGCCCCUAGUCAGCCGCGCGUGCUCACCAAACCAAAGCCGCGGCACCUCGCCCCUUCGGACGCCCCGCCCCAAUAGGGCCCCCGCGCCGCCUCCGUCACUGCCGGUACUGGCGUCGCCGCUGGUGCAGCCCGCGGUGGCGCUCGCCCACGCCGCGCCGCCCCUGCCGGUGGGGCCACCCCCGCCGCCGCUGAUGCCCCUGCCCGUCGAACCAUUGCAGCCGCCCCCGGCGUCUAGUCAUCACCAGCAGCCGCCCCAUUCGCCGCCCGAGCUAUGCAACAUGAAGGACGAAGGCAACAACAAGGGCACGUUCUUGUCCUGGUCGACCGUCGCCGCCGGCGACGUCAAACGUAUCAACGGCAUGAGGCUGCCCUUCCCGAUGGGCAACGUCAGGUCGUCGGUAGUAGACCAGAUGCAAUCCAUGACGCUGGACGAUACCGUGCAUUAUCAUUCGAACUCUUCUAGUAAUAGUAGUCCGCAUCAGACGCCGCCCGAUACGCCGUCGAACUGCGCGUCGACCAAUUCCACGCCCCUGGGACGGGGGCCACUGGACAAAGCCAGGUCGAACGGUUUGCCUUACGCGCCGCUUUGUGACACGACCUCUCCUCCCCCGCCCGCCUUCAACAACUUCCAGACGUUCGCGACGUUGCCGCCGAACAGGUCGAUGUUCCAUUACACGACGACGUCGGCGUAUCGACCCCCAGUGACCGGAUUCGCGCAGUACCCGUACCCGAGCUGCGCGGCCGCGGACACCACUCCCUUCCCCACUUACUCCUUCCCUUACUUCUCCCUGAUGUAUUCCAGUUAUCCCCCGCUCCCGCAGCAGCAGCCGGCGGGCGCCGCGACGCCCCAACUGAGGAGUCCGCCCGGUUGCUACAACUGCGGCGCCCCCGGCCACCUGGGCCCCGACUGCAGCCAGCAGAACAUCGAGGAGAUCACGCAAAAGAAGACGUACCGGUUGCGUUACAGUCCAGUGCAGUCGGACAGCGGGGACAAAUGAUAGCGGCCCGGACAGUGGCGUGCGACGGCCCGGUGUGUAUAUAAAUAGUAGGUCGUGCGAAUGGGGGGUCUUGUGGGGUCGAAAUUUUUCCUUCGGCGGCCUUUGGGUUUUAGUAGAAGGCAAGGGGUUUGAAAUCGAAACAUUGUUUUUUAAUAUGUUACUUAUAAGGGGGGAUAAAUGACGGCGGAGAUAGAUUCAAAACGCAAGGAUGUGAAAGGAGAGCGAAAAAGGUUCUUGGGGCAGAUUUAGAUAAUAAAUUGCGUCAUAUUCGUGAGGUGCCUUAUCCUUUAUGCAGCUGUUUUCAAAAGUCUUCGGUCUUCUUCCAUUUUAUUCAAUUUUAAUGUGUUUAUUAUUUAUGUUGCUUUGUGCACUCUUUAGAGAGCCUUAUUUGAGACGACCUCGUUUCAAAUGCCAGUCCCGUCACAUCAGUUUCUUUUAAUACGUCGAUCAUCUUGCCAUGUUUGAGAUUAUUAAAUACCGUGGGUGGUCUUAGAAAUAGUAAUCAGGGUUGAUUUUAUCCAAAACUUACAUCGUAACUAUCCCUAACAGUGACAACCAAGUGCCCGAAAAUUUAAGGUUGUUAAAUAUCCAUAUGACGGCGACAAUGACACAGAGUUUAGUGCAAAUCCUAAGUCCUACCCAAUCAUAAAAACAAGGUAAAUUACCCUUACAUCUUAUCCUUUAUUUUUGCAGUAGCCUUUUACCUUCAAUCUUACCUUGUAUUAUUCCAUGUGUUUAUUACUUAUUUUGCUUUGAUUUUUUAUUUCUGCUUCUAACCUUUUCGGUCGGACAAGGGGUUUGAAAUCGACGCAUUAUUUUUUAAUAAAAUAGGGGGAGGAUAAACGACGACGUCAGAGAAAGAUUCAAAACCCAAGGAUGUGAAAGGAGAGCGAAAAAGUUCACAGGCCCUGGGGGGAGGUUUAGAUAAUAAUUUGCGUCGUAUUCUUAAGGUGCCUUAUCCUUUAUACAGCUGUUUUCAAAAGUCCCACGUUCUUUCGUCUUCUUCCAGGUGUCCUUUUGCGUUCAAUUUUAUCUUGUGUUAUUCUGCGUCUUAAAUGUGUUUAUUACUUAUUUUGCUUCGUUCGCUCUUUGGAGAACCUUAUUUGUAACGACCACGUCUCAAAUACUUUAAACCUUUUCAGUACGGUUUCAGCGUCCAGUCCCAUCACAUCACUUUCUUUUAAUAUGUCGAUCAAUCUUGCCAUGGACCUAGGAGAUGUCUUUGUACACAAGGUUUUCUUUUUCGUUUCAUCAAAAUAAGGUUACUAUCGUAAACAUCCGUAUGACGUCACUGAAUAUCGAAUGCUUGCGAUAAUGAGCUGACAUCUUUUUCAUUGAAUUUAGUUCGAGUACUACCUAAUUAUAAAAAUAAGGUAAAUGGUGUCUUAUCCUCUACAACUGUGUUAAAAAGACUCAUAUUCUGUGGUCUUCUUGCAGGAAUCUUUUACCUCCAAUCUUACCUUGUAUUAUUCUAUGUGUCGUCUUGAAUGUGUUUACUACUUAUUUUGCUUUAAUUCACUUAUUUAGGCUUCUAAUAUUUUCUGUCCGAUGUCAAUGUCCAAUCGCGUCACAUCAGUUUUUUUUAAUACGUCCAUCAUCUUGUCAUGUUUGACGUCAUCAGUACUGUGGGUAGGACACAGGGACAAUCUACACCAACGAAAUGUCUCAAUGUCAUAAGUUUAUUUUAAUAUGUCGACCAUGUUGUCAAGUGUAACCUCUCCAAAUGACGUUUGCACAAUGAGGUUAAGGUUAUGUGUUGGUUAUGUUCAUAUAUUGAAACGCUGACUUACAAAUGGUGGAUAAAGGUUUAUUUUAGCCAAUUGUCACGUGUUUCAUCAAAAUAAGGAUACAUUUUGUAACUUUCCUUAACUGUGAAAACCAAGUGUGUAAAAAAAUAUAUUUGUUGAAGGUAGUUGGUCUCAACGGGAAUCGUGUUUAUUUGUUUUUAUUUAAUUUUUGGCUCUGCGCUUUCGCCUCCUUAUGUUUUGUAUAAAAUUGUUCAAACACCCUGUGUGAUAACGUCACCUGUUUGGAAUCUCAUUCGCUUGAAAAUGUUUAUUUUCUUUCACAUUAAGUUCGCCCCGCUCCACAUCGGCUGUAGCGCCAUCUGUGGCCUAUUAAAACCCACGAACGAAAAAACUGGAGUCCCGCGCUUCGCCCCCGCCUCCCGUUCGCUCCGGAAUCAAUUUUAGAAGCUCCCUCGACUAGAUCAAACAAUUGCUUAUUGAUUGUUAAAACUGUUGCUGUGAUUAGGGAGUGAAGUAUAUCUCUUUUUUUUUUUUGGUUAUUUUUUAUUUACGAUUUAUGUUUCCGGUCGAGUAUCAUAAGCGCCAUUGUGUUUUUUUAUCGAUGUAAGUUUAACAGGCGGUUCCGACAUUAAUCGCGUCGUUAAUAAAAGUUGUGUCAAUAAGGGCUUUAUGAUUUUAAAACGUUGAUGCAAUUGGCAAUCCCAAUGAAUCAGGUAAGGAGUAAAUCCAAGUUUAAUACUUGCCUGGUUAUUUUGCACUUUUUUCAUCAUCUACCCUAACCCACGUGACAUAGGAUUAAUGUUUUAAAACGUUAGUCUGGUUUCAUUACGCAAAACCCUCGGUUUUCCUCCUUUAACGAUAAAAACUGGCUAGUCGAGCGACACCUAACGGCUGCGUCUGAAAUCGAAUCUGUCAUGCGUUUUUAUAAUUCUAUGGUCCGUGAUCGAGCACGUCGUAGGUGAAAAAGAAUUCGCUGUUGUAGAUUCAUCAAUAUAUUCGCGUGACGUCAUCUAUCGGAGUAUGGAAACGAAACAAACCAAUUUGUCCUAAAAGGUUAUAGGAUUGUUUCAGUUUUUGUGUGAAAUUUGAUUAUUGCAGACUAUUUAAAAGAUUUCUUGAUCAUUAUUAGUGAACUAUGCAGUUAUCACGAAGUCCGUUAAAUAGUCUCUGACAAAAAUUGAAACGCCCCUAAAAAAUUAUACGGGAAAUUGUUUUGUCUGAAUUCCAAACGUUGACAGUUACCAAUUAAUAUGGCGGAUGUUGCGUCAUCACUAAAACUUGGAUUUACUUCUAUUAACGACGCAAGGUGGCAAAUUUUAUCGUUCUCGUCCUGAUCUCAGUCGAAUACGGAACCGGCCUGGGUGUGAUCUUAUUUUAGCACAAUUUUUAUUAUUAUUUAAUUCUCGAUUUUUACGUGCCGGCCAAUUCGGUACAUUACAAUCCCAGUGUACGAAUUUCCGCUGCUCGAUUUGAGCCUUUCGAAAAUUGCCAUAACCGUUUGCUUUUUUUUUACCAUUUGUUGUUUUUGUUUUGUUACUUUUUUUUUAUUGUCGCGUACCGUCAAAUUACCUAAGUUAAUACAGUUGUACAUUAUCAAGGUUCUACUGUAUAUAGUGACGUAUAGUUUACAGUAAAGUUAAUAUUUAAAUAUUGA
Cylas formicarius (sweet potato weevil) is the source of this 5785-nucleotide messenger RNA. Its product is annotated as zinc finger CCHC domain-containing protein 2-like. Gene Ontology annotation, molecular function: zinc ion binding; nucleic acid binding. NCBI's taxonomy places the organism in Eukaryota, Metazoa, Arthropoda, Insecta, Coleoptera, Brentidae. The coding region runs from base 665 to 2383 and encodes 572 amino acids. The transcript has 7 exons. The record is from RefSeq and is a predicted model, not a curated record.